Molecule: messenger RNA, 1614 nt
Organism: Nannizzia gypsea CBS 118893
Lineage: Eukaryota; Fungi; Ascomycota; Eurotiomycetes; Onygenales; Arthrodermataceae
Exons: 2
Coding region: 1-1614 (537 amino acids)
Biological process (GO): phosphatidylcholine biosynthetic process
Source: RefSeq, a predicted model, not a curated record
AUGGAGCGUCCUGACCUACACCGGGUCAAGUCAGAGCCCGCAUGCAUACCACACUCACAGUCCGCUCCCAUCGCCAGUGAUGGAGAGACCGUCCUUGUUGCGCAGGAGGAGCCUCCGGUCAUAACUCCAGAGGGCGGACGGAGCCCCCUAGCACUAAGUCCUCUCUCUCGCAUCUCUUCGGAGGGCAGCAGCUCCUACCAGGAGGACUGGGAGCCGCUGACACCGGUAGAGAGAGUGACCGUGCUCGACCUGCUCGGAAACCUGGCCAUAUCACAGAAGCUGGAGAGAUGGCAGGCCUCGCUCAACGCGCAGAAGGAGAGGGUCAAGCGUCACCAGGAGAAGUUCAGGUCGACCAGCCAGCAGGCACGCCAGAGAGUCGUCGGUGAAUUCAAGAAGCGGAUGCCUUCAUCGGAAGAACAGCUGCAGAAAUACCGGAAGCGGAUGAAGAGCUCGGUCGAACGACUUGCCGUCCGCUGGAACGAUACCGUCACAGUCACCGCCAUAGAGAAGAUUUCCUUUAUUGCAGGUGUCCUCAACGUCUUCAUCAGCGGCUACCUGCUCGGAGCAUUCCCUACCUACUUCUACCUCUGGUUCACCGGCCAGCUUAUCUACUUUAUGCCCCAGCGAUAUUACAGAUACUGCAAGAUCGGCUACCAUUACUUCCUUGCCGACCUCUGCUACUUUGUCAACCUGCUCACCAUACUCAGCAUGUGGGUUUUUCCCAACUCCAAACGACUCUUUUUGAGUACGUGGUGUUUGGCAUACGGAAACAACGCCGUGGCUAUUGCCAUGUGGAGGAACUCGAUGGUCUUCCACAGCAUUGACAAAGUUGUCAGCUUGUUCAUCCAUAUUAUGCCUCCCGUAACCUUGCACUGUCUAGUACAUCUCACGCCACCAGAGAUACUAGAAACCAGGUUCCCGGCUGUGUAUCAGAUCAAGUUUAGCGCCCCAGGCUCGCCGGAACAUUACACACUGGGAGCCAUGAUGAUCUGGGCGUCGGUUCCCUACGCCAUCUGGCAGCUCAGCUACCACUUCUUCAUCACCGUGCGCCAGAGAGAUAAGAUUGCUGCCGGCCGUCCAACCAGCUUCACCUGGCUGCGGCGAUCUUAUGCCAAAACAUGGAUCGGCAAAUUCGUGCUUCAUCUCUCCCUGCCCUUACAAGAACCCGCCUUCAUGAUGAUCCAGUAUAUCUACGCCAUACUCACGAUCGUUCCCUGUCCGCUCUGGUUCUGGUAUCAAUGGGCAAGCAGUGCCUUCUUGAGCGUCGUGUUCAUCUGGAGUAUCUACAACGGAGCCACAUUCUACAUCGACGUGUUCGGGAAGCGGUUCCAGAAGGAACUCGAGCAGCUGAAGAGAGACGUCGCCAAGUGGCAAAUGUCUCCCGAAGCCCUGACGGCCGUGGCUGACCCCCAGGAUGCAGACGCCAUCAAGCCCGCCUCUCUCACCGGCGUGGUCAUGACAAACCCCAAGCAGCCCUAUGUCGAACCAAGCCAGCUCAUCACCAACCUCGACCUCAAUGCGAAUGCCAAAGCUGCGUCCACCGGCGCCUUGGUCGACGAACCCGCCACCUCUCUUAAUACUACAAAUAGACGACCCCAGGAUGCCUCUCUCUAG